Messenger RNA from Zychaea mexicana, 2109 nucleotides. RefSeq lists its product as uncharacterized. The coding region runs from base 1 to 2109 and encodes 702 amino acids. Gene Ontology annotation, molecular function: NADPH-hemoprotein reductase activity; FMN binding; flavin adenine dinucleotide binding. The transcript is spliced from 3 exons. The record is from RefSeq and is a predicted model, not a curated record. Gene Ontology annotation, cellular component: cytosol. NCBI's taxonomy places the organism in Eukaryota, Fungi, Mucoromycota, Mucoromycetes, Mucorales, Lichtheimiaceae.
AUGGGUCCACUCGACUUGCUUCUGCUAGGCACCUUGGGUAUUGGUACCUUAAUCUGGCUAUCACGCAAACUCAGGUCCACCAAAUCCUACAAAUAUGAUGAUACAUUGGCCACCAAAGGCAAAGCCGAACAAUCCAAAGCCGCAAACACCGGCCCCGAACGUAACUUUGUGAAGCUCAUGCAGCAACAGAAUCGACAAGUCAUCUUUUUCUAUGGAUCGCAAACAGGCACGGCUGAAGACUAUGCUAGCAGAUUGGCCAAAGAGUGCUCACAAAAAUAUGGCGUGAGCUGUAUGGCCGCCGAUAUUGAACUGUACGACAUGACUUUUAUGGAUAGCGUGCCCUCAGAAAAUCUAGUCGUAUUUGUGAUGGCCACGUAUGGCGAAGGCGAGCCUACCGACAAUGCUGUGGACUUUUGGGAGCUCUUGACCAGCGAAGAGCCAGAGUUUUCAGAAAGCAGCACGCUGGAGAACUUGCGAUACAUUGUGUUUGGCUUGGGCAAUAAGACAUAUGAGCACUAUAAUUCCGUGUCACGUAUACUGGAUAGCAAGCUUACCGAAUUGGGAGCAAAGCGUCUUGGAGAGCGAGGCGAAGGAGACGACGAUGCUUCGCUGGAAGAGGACUUCUUGGCAUGGCAGGAGGGCAUGUGGCCCGUCUUUUGCGAGGCUAUGGGUGUCGAUGAGAGCAGCGCGCAAUCAGGACCUCGACAAGCCAUGUUUAGCGUACAAGAAUUGGAUGCGGUCGAUCGGGCUGCUUUGUUUUUGGGCGAGCUCGGCGAAUGGACGAAGCCCGAACAGCUUCUGCAGCAAACAAUCACGCAUGAUGCCAAACACCCUUACCAAGCCCCAAUCGCCGUCUCUCGCGACCUCUUUACUGACUCGGCCGACCGUCACUGCCUGCAUCUGGAAAUAGACUUAUCGAAAAGCAACAUGUCAUACCAGACCGGUGAUCAUAUUGCGAUCUGGCCCACCAACAAUGAAAUCGAAGUGCAUCGGCUGGCCGCAGUGCUGGGCUUAUCCGAUAAGCUUGAUACUGCUGUCAUGGUCGAAGCUUUGGAUAACACUGCAUCCAAAAAGCAUCCGUUCCCUGUACCAACCACAUACCGCGCCCUAUUUCGUCAUUAUUUGGACAUAUGCGCCCCUGCUUCUCGUCAAACUCUCAUGACACUCGUUGAAUAUGCGCCUACAGAGUCGUCCAAGGAAGCUCUACGGCAGUUGGCUUCGGACAAGGAUGUCUAUCGUCUCAAAGUUGGCGACGCGAUCCGCAAUUUGGCUGAAGUGUUGGAAUUGUGCCAGGACGACGACGAGGGUACUACUACUGUAUCCCCAGGGUUCUUUUCCACCGUUCCAUUCGACUUGAUCAUUGAGAGCGUUUCUCGUUUGCAGCCUCGAUACUACUCAAUUUCAUCGUCUUCCUCCACAUCGCCAAAGUCAGUCGCAGUGACGGCCGUAACGCUUUCAUACCAACCAACCAAAGAGGAACGUACCGUGUAUGGUGUCAAUACUAACUACCUAUGGCGUAUCCAUUCCCCAGAAGAUAACUCGGUUCCAUACUAUGAUUUAAACGGCCCACGCAACACGCUCAUAGACAAAAAGGUGCCAGUGCAUAUCCGCCGCUCGCCGUUUAAGCUUCCACGCAAUACUAAACUACCAGUCAUCAUGGUCGGCCCUGGCACAGGCGUCGCUCCUUUCCGUGGUUUCGUUCAUGAACGCGUAUAUCAAAAGCAGCAGCAAGGCAAAGAAGUCGGCCCCACGGUUCUCUUUUACGGCUGCCGUCAUCCGAGCCAAGACUUUUUGUACAAGGAAGAAUGGCCUCAACUGUUUGAAGCCUUGGGCGAGGAUUCACGACUGAUCACGGCAUUUUCACGAGAGACGGAUAGGAAGGUGUACGUCCAGCAUCGAUUGAAGGAACAUGGCGAGCAAAUGUGGCAAUAUAUCGAGCAAGGUGCCUAUAUCUAUGUGUGUGGCGAUGCCAAGAAUAUGGCUAGGGAUGUGCAGCAGACAUUUGUCCAGUUUGCACAGUCGUUUGGACAGAGAACAGAACAGCAGGCUCAAGAUUAUGUCAAGAAUUUGCGAAGCUCUGGCCGGUACCAGGAAGAUGUUUGGUCUUAG